GUUUCUGACAGCAUUAUAAUAGGGUUUUGUUUGUCCAGUUAUAGGAGAAUGAGGGGCUAUUAACACUUAACUAGAAAGAUAAAGAACUGUAGUUUGUUUCCUCAUCCAGUUACAGCUUACUGAAACCAACAGCAAUAACAAUAAAGUCUCAGUGUGAACCCCACUCUAAACAGUAGGCAGAGAGACUGAACUUGUGGAUGAACUCAGUAAUUGCUUCAAUGGGUAUUCCAGCAGAAAGGUAAUAGAAAAAUUGUUCUCAUUUGUUACACUCAUUCGUAUUCUUUUGUAGUGAAUAGCUAAUAAAAAGAGAAGCACAUGUGCUAAUUACUUUUGAGUGUAGAAUAAUAGGAUCCUUCCCCUGCUGAGGAGCCAAGAAGUAUUUAAAUCAUGAGUCUCACUUGGAUUUGUAACUGGAGAACUUUUGCAAUAAUCUUCCUCUAGGACACAACCAGGACAGGUAUUAAGGGGGCAUAAAUGAAAAUGGAACAUCAUUUUCCUAAUAACUGUUAGUUUGAAGUCUGAAAUAUUUCCACUAACUUGAUUCAGACUGGUGGAUCAGAGAAUGGAAGAAUCUUUUUAUAGUUUUGAGCAGGAAGACCCCACUUCUGAAUUUCUCUUCUGGGACCAAGAUCCCAAUGACGAGCUCCAUCUGGACAACCUCCUUCUGGACUAUUCCUCCCCGGCAGACCACUUGUAUCCUUGGCCUUCCUCUGCGUGCCCGCCCGCAGCCCCCACUAGCCCGGUAGCACCACCGAGCCUGUUGGACGGAGCUCCGGAGCGGACGCGGGGUGCUGAAGUGGACAGCUCCCCUCCGCCCGGCCCCUCCGCGCCGCGCUCCGGCAGCGCCCACCGCCGGGCCGCCAAUGUCCGUGAGAGGAAGAGGAUGCUGAGCAUCAACUCGGCCUUCGAUCAGCUCAGGUGUCACGUUCCCACUUUCCCGUACGAGAAGCGGCUCUCCAAAAUCGACACGCUCCGUCUGGCCAUCGCAUACAUUGCUCUCCUUGGAGAGAUCCUGCUCUCCGGCUGCGAACCCAAGUCCUACGUGGAGCAGUGCCUGAAGAGCAGCUUGCAAAGCCACUGCCAGGCAACCUGGAAUACAAGCGGUGAGCAAAACAGUGAUUUUAUUUUCUAG
Meleagris gallopavo (turkey) is the source of this 1132-nucleotide messenger RNA. The record is from RefSeq and is a predicted model, not a curated record. NCBI's taxonomy places the organism in Eukaryota, Metazoa, Chordata, Aves, Galliformes, Phasianidae.